CUGGGCCCGGCCUCUCCUUUCUCAACUUAGGGCGGCGGCGGGCCCGCGCCCGUGGCUCCCGGGCCAUGGCGCUGAGGGAGCUCAAAGUGUGUCUGCUCGGGGAUACAGGUGUAGGUAAAUCGAGUAUUGUGUGGCGGUUUGUGGAAGACAGUUUUGAUCCAAACAUCAACCCAACAAUAGGGGCAUCUUUUAUGACCAAGACUGUCCAGUACCAAAAUGAGCUACAUAAAUUCCUAAUCUGGGAUACAGCUGGACAAGAACGAUUUCGUGCCUUAGCACCAAUGUACUAUCGAGGGUCGGCUGCAGCUAUAAUUGUUUAUGAUAUCACAAAAGAAGAGACAUUUUCAACAUUAAAGAAUUGGGUGAAAGAGCUUCGACAGCAUGGCCCACCUAAUAUUGUAGUUGCCAUUGCAGGAAAUAAGUGUGAUCUUAUCGAUGUAAGAGAAGUCAUGGAGAGAGAUGCAAAGGACUACGCCGACUCUAUUCAUGCAAUUUUUGUAGAGACCAGCGCAAAAAACGCGAUAAACAUAAAUGAACUCUUUAUAGAAAUUAGUCGAAGAAUUCCAUCCACUGACGCCAACCCGCCAUCUGGCGGUAAGGGCUUCAAACUCCGAAGACAGCCUUCAGAGCCAAAGCGGAGCUGCUGCUGACCGAACCUCAGCCCCUCAGACUUGAUGAUGAAGUAGGUGGUCCUGAAAGUUAACAGGAGGACUGGGGUGCCUACCACCAGUUUUCACCUAGCCAGUCUUGAGUCUUCUCUGUACAAAAAGGAUUCACAGAAAUUGACCAGUUCUGUUCUCCAGAGACUGACUGCAGCAAUGAUAUUUUAGUCUGUGAACUUCUAUUAUGUAAAGAAUCUCUAGUGUACAAAGGGACUACAUCGUUGGCUUUUGACCUUGCUGAAAAGGAACAUAUAACUUUAUGGAUGGUAGGAUUAAGUUGUUGAGUAGUUUUGUAAUCAAGAUUUUAUGUAACAUUUGUAAAGGGAAAAUUAGCACUUUCGUGGUUCUUAAGGGAAAAAAAAGACCUUGUGGAGAUUAUAAUUUCCUUCGUUUCUGUUACCACUGUUAGAGGGAGUUGUAUCAUUUAAAAUAUAGUGGGAUAGUUUAAGUGGAGGGAGGACAAUUAUUAUCUGAAGCUAAAAUGGGUUAUUUAUAGGACUGAUGGAAAUGAUUUCAUUUCUGCCAUCUCUAAAGCACUUUUCAUUGAACAUGUUAGCCUAGGAUACGUACAGUAAAUUAACAAUGAUAGCAGCAGAUGCCUAGCUCACCCUGGGUUUCCUUCUGACCUUGUCAUGGUGUGUGCCACCAAACACGUUAUUGGCACCUUUUUAAAUAAGCUCUCAUGAUCAAGAUGGUGAUGGUAGAGAAGCUGCCCAGAAUAAAUUGAAUUUCAUAUGUUCUGAACUGACUAGCAAUGGUUUAAAAAGAAAGAAAAGAGGAAGUGAAGAAGGUGGUGUAAAUGCUGUCAAUUAUUUUUUAACCCAAGUAUUUUGGUGGGGAAAAGCAAGUAUCUGUUGCUUAGCAUAUGUAAAGUUGUAGUCUAUAUUUAUGAGGCCAUUGCUUAAAGAUUAUAAAUUAUGUAAAUACAUUAAUAAACUCUUAAGUUUCAUUUGACAUUCCAUUGAAUCUUGCACCCAGUCUUGCAUAUGCCUGCCCAGUUUUCAGCCUGUUAACGGGAGACUCAGGCACAUUGGUAUUGUAUAAAGGUAUACAGUCUUUAAAGGUUACGGUCUGCCUUCCCUUCUACCCACCCGCCUUCUACCAGAUCCCAUCUGGAAAUGGUAAUAAGGACAUAUGCCACUUUGA
This is a messenger RNA of Mandrillus leucophaeus (drill), 1808 nucleotides long. It is a transcript of the gene RAB22A, whose product is annotated as RAB22A, member RAS oncogene family. Lineage: Eukaryota; Metazoa; Chordata; Mammalia; Primates; Cercopithecidae. The transcript is spliced from 7 exons. The record is from RefSeq and is a predicted model, not a curated record. Bases 66 to 650 code for a protein of 194 amino acids. Gene Ontology annotation, molecular function: GTP binding; GTPase activity.